AUGGCCAAGAGGGAGAGGGCGGCGUGGGAGGUGGAGACGGGCGCCGCGGAGACGGCCCGCCUGCUGGUGCUCCUGGCGCAGGCGCAGCAGCAGCACCUCCUGCAGCAGCACGCCCACCACCACGGGGUCGGGGUGACGCCGUUCCCCGCGGGGCGCGCCGCGCACGGGCGCGUGUUCGAGUGCAAGACGUGCAGCCGGCAGUUCCCCACGUUCCAGGCGCUCGGGGGCCACCGCGCCAGCCACAAGCGCCCGAGGGUGCUCCAGCAGCAGCUGCAGCAGCAGACAAUCGUCGCCGAUCACACGGGGCUCUGCCUCGGGCGCCAGCCGCUGCAGCUGCAGCUGCCGCCGCCGCCGCCGCCGCCGCAGCCGGCCAAGCCGAAGGUGCACGAGUGCCCCGUCUGCGGGCUGGAGUUCGCCAUCGGCCAGGCGCUCGGCGGCCACAUGCGCCGGCACCGCGCCGAGCCCGAGGCCGACGCCGACGCCGAGGCGCCCAGCAAGGUGAUGCGCCCACCGCCCGACAAGGCCUGCGACGUCGCCGGUGGGAUCUGCCUGGACCUCAACCUCACGCCGUCGGAGAACUGCGCCAAGUGCCGGAGCGUGGUGGUGCUAGGCGCCGCCGGGCAGGGUGUACAUAAGACGCUCGCCAUGUUAGAUUGCUCGCUCUAG
Molecule: messenger RNA, 666 nt
Organism: Miscanthus lutarioriparius
Lineage: Eukaryota; Viridiplantae; Streptophyta; Magnoliopsida; Poales; Poaceae
Source: the annotation of a GenBank genome assembly